Volvox carteri f. nagariensis is the source of this 2472-nucleotide messenger RNA. RefSeq lists its product as uncharacterized. The transcript is spliced from 5 exons. Bases 1 to 2472 code for a protein of 823 amino acids. The record is from RefSeq and is a predicted model, not a curated record. Lineage: Eukaryota; Viridiplantae; Chlorophyta; Chlorophyceae; Chlamydomonadales; Volvocaceae.
AUGGCCACGGACGUGCACCGGCGAGGGCACGGGCGUUCCUUGGAAGGACUCUCGGUUAUUGCAGGGGCUGCCCAUCUCAUACCGCCGGACGCCGGGCCACGGAACAACGCCCAGGCAGCCUUGCUCAGGGCAAGCUACCAGGUAUCUUCCCAGCUUGUAGGCGGUGGAUCCCUGCCGCCUGGCGCUCCCCUCUCAGCUACAGCCUCCGCCGCCAGCACGGCACCGCGCGGCAUCACAAUCCCCGCCAUGGCGACAACCAACGCAGUGAAUGUGAACACAGCGGCGUGGAGGGCGUACGGCAGCCCCAGCGCAAGGAACCACCAGCGCCCGCCGCUGGCUCCUGGCACCGCCGGCGGCGGGAGUACGGCACCCGGACCGUCCAGCCCCUCGGGGAACAGGCUGCCCCGGGUAGGCGGCUUCAAGCCCCGCCGGCCGCAGAGCGCCCCGGGGCCCGGCGGCGGCGAAGGCGGCGGCAGCGGCGGAGACUUGGGUCCCGUCAUCGCGGCCAUCGCCUCCACCGCGUCUGCGGGCACCGGCACCCGCCGCGGCGUCAGGGUCCCGGAUGCUGUGGACGUGGGGGUGAUGGCGGUGGAGCAGCCGGACCCCAUAUGGGCGGGCCGUACGGACUCCGGGAGGAUCAUGUUCGAGUACACGCUGCCCACGGACCCGUACGCCAAGUACAUUUGGGAGGAGCAGGCGAGGAAGGCCAGAGCCACCAUGGCCAGACACAUUGCCGCCAUGGCGGCGGCGGCCGCGGUCAACGGCGGUAAUGCCUUUAGCCAUGGUAGCAGCGGCGCCGGCGGCGGCAGCGGGAGCGGCGCCAGCCGUCCCGGCUCCGCCAAGCGUGGCGUUGGGACCGCGGCGGCUGCGGCGGCAGCGGCAGCGGCCGCGGCGGCUGGUGGGUUGGGCGCAUCGGGGUCGGGCAUGCGGCCGCGGUUCUCCUCCACCUCACUGGCGGAGGCUGCUCGUCAGGGGUUGGACCACAAGCCGACUACGGUGGUGGGCUUCGCGGCUCCCGACAUGACGGAGGACACCACCAUGCCGGGUCCGAACGACCCUCGUUGGGCUUAUACCCGGCUGGGUAGGUCCCAGCUGACUAGGCUGCAGCAGUCACUCAAGAUGUGCCUCGCACCGAAGCACCAGAUGCGCCCCGCCUCAGCGCCGGCCCUGGCCAGCGGUGCCGGUGUUGCCACCGCCACCACCACCACUGUUGCCGUGUCCGCUGUCGCACCCGGCAUCGGCGUGGGUACGGACAGCAGCGUCAGCGCCGUAGGUGUCGGUGUCAGCGCCAUUAGCCCGGAGGGCAGUUUAACGCGCGGAGAGUUGUCAGUUCUGGAUCCGUUUUCGGAUCCAGCGCAGGGCGGCGCCGCUGCCGUUACGGCGCUCGGCCGCGUAUCGGAACUGGAAGGGCAACGCUCCGGCACCGUCACGAUGGUGCGUACGGCAUCCGGCAGCGGCGGGACACGGCCGGGAUCAGCGGGGCUGGUGCGGCCCGGGUCGGCAGCAGCUGCCCGGGGGUCGUCGGGGAACUUGGCUCGACCAGGAUCAGGGACCGUGCCGUUGCAGCAGCGGCCCAACUCGGGGGGCCUUAUGCGGUCCGGCUCCGCCAGCGCUACAGGGGCCAUGCUUUCGGGGCUCAACUUGUCCACAGGUCCCGCCGUUCCGACGGUGCGCGGUGCUUCGGCGGGCCGUACACGCGAGGCGGCGCCUAACCCGCGUGUGGACCUGCGCAUGUACCUCGCGGAGGCGGAGGCGGAGGCGGAGGAUGACGACGGCGGUACGGAGAUGCUGCCGGUGGGAGAUCUGGCUGCGGCUGGGCUGUUUGACGCCGGCGGCGGUACGGUACUCGUCGGCGCUGACGGCCUCCCACUACCGCCGGAGGUGCUGCAGAGCAUGCCCGUCCCUGCGGACCAGCUUGCGGCGAGGCUGGCGGAGAUGGUGGCCGCGGUGGCGGUGGUGGCGGCGCAGAAGCAGAUUGACGGCAGCCAUGAUGACGAGAACGCCGACGACGUUGCCGCGGCCCCGGAGGAGGGCCCGCCGCCGCCGCCGCCGCCGCUGCAACCUCCUCAUUUCAGUCGGCCAGAAGGCGACGACGCGUUGACGGCGCUGCACGGCACCUCCACUUUCGGGAGCCGCGGCUCCGAUCGGUUCAGCUCCCAUUCGUCCGUGCAGUACGGCAGCCAUGGGCAAAUCUUAUCUGGACAGUACGACGCGAGCGGCAUCUCGGAUUGGGGUGAUGAGCACGGAGCGCCACCGAUGGAGCAGCCGUUGGGUUUGGGCCUGGGCUUGGCUCCGAGACCAAGUAGUAGAGCGGGUCGCCCCACUUCCGCACGCCCCACCUCGGCUCGGCCCACCUCGGCGGCGCCCGGGCGGCGAAGCAUCAGCCCGGUACGGGGCCUGGGCGACGGCCUGGAGGGCGGUAUGGACGUGAUCAUGGAGCAGAGCGAGGGAACUGUCGGGGAGGAGAAUUGA